This is a messenger RNA of Amaranthus tricolor (Joseph's coat), 1805 nucleotides long. Its product is annotated as bZIP transcription factor RISBZ4. The transcript has 6 exons. The coding region runs from base 230 to 1291 and encodes 353 amino acids. Gene Ontology annotation, biological process: regulation of DNA-templated transcription. Gene Ontology annotation, molecular function: DNA-binding transcription factor activity. NCBI's taxonomy places the organism in Eukaryota, Viridiplantae, Streptophyta, Magnoliopsida, Caryophyllales, Amaranthaceae. The record is from RefSeq and is a predicted model, not a curated record.
CACAACAUGAUCUCCUUUUCCAAACUUACGUGUUAACUUUGUUUUUACAUACUUUAAUUAAUUUUUACUUUUUUUAAUUUUUCUUUUUCUUGUCCACCCCCAAGUUCCAUACUCUACCCUAUAAGAAUACAUUCACCACCUUACCUCUUUCCCCUUUUCCCUCUCUCACCUCUCAACCCCCUUCAUUUACUUUCCCUUCUUUUCCUUCCGUCUCCCUUAAGUUUCCUCCAUGAAUCCCCAUAAACAAACUCUAUUCAAAGCCGCCAAUAAUCCAAUGAAACGCAGCCCAUCAGAGUUAGUCCUAGAGGCUCUUGUCAAUAACAAAUCAAUGGCUACUAUCAAAGAUCAUCAUCAUGAUCAUCAUCAUGAUUAUCAUAUACCUCUCUUUGACACUAAUUAUAACUAUUAUCAUCAUCAUAAUCAUCAACAGCAUGAUGUAGCCGAUUUUUUUGAUCCAACGGCUGGUGUUGCAUCAGCUGAUGAGCAUCUUACUUUUGACUUUAAGACUCAGGACACAAUCAAUAGCUUUGGUAGUGGUGGAACAUUUGAUCAGCAAACAGUUUCAUGGCAUCAGAACUUGACCCCACAACAGUCAUGUCCAUCUGCAACUAUUGAUUCCCAAUCAUCUAUAUGUGCUGGUAGUCCAACUUCGACUCUUGUUUAUAAGCCGAAAGUAGGAGAUAAUCAAGGAAGUUAUUCAUCAGAGGAUGAUGAAGGCGAGCUUGAAGCCGGUCAAUGUGAGCAGAGUGAUGAUCCUCUUCAAGUAAAGCGCCUUCGAAGGAUGGUUUCAAAUAGGGAGUCAGCUCGUCGAUCUAGAAAAAGGAGACAAGCACAACAACAAGAAUUGGAGAUGCAGGUUGAUCAACUCAAUGUGGAGAAUAGUUCUCUUUUUAAGCAGUUGAAUGAAGCAGCUCAGCAGCUUAGAGAAGCCACAACAAACAAUAGAGUACUCAAGUCGGAUGUUGAAGCUAUGAGAGCCAAGGUGAAAUUACUCGAAGACCGGGUGACUCGAGGCACUUUAAACCAUAUUUUACAAACAACUCUUAGUUCUCCAUCACCCCAAUUGGCAGCUAGUGCACAAAACUUAUCUCGGAUGGUGAAUGCUAUUGCCCCAACGAUGAUGGUGCAAGGGCAAGAGACAUCUUUCGAUGGGGCAUUUCCAUGGCCGAAUUCCAGCAUUGAGAACGAAAAUAACAUUGCAAAUUUGCAUGAUAGCAAUGCCACGAGUGGAAGCAUAGCGAGUAAUAACACAAUUAGUGGUGUUAGUUGUGUGACCGGACUUUGGCCUUGAGAUUAUCGAUUUCGAGUGAAUUGUUAUGUCAACCAAGUACUUGAAGGAAUUUUGUGUUCUAGGAAGGCCAUAAAUUUAGAGGGGUUGAAUAAUCUAUGUAGGCUUGUAAGUUACUUCAAGUAGUUGUUAUUAUGAUUUCAAAGAAAUAGUGCUUUCUCUGUUUCAAUUAUUUGUUACACUUUGAUUAAAACUAUAAGAGCUUUUCGGUCAAAGUGGAACAUACAAAUUGUAACAGGGAAAAUUGUCGUUAUUAUAGUUGUUGUUGUGUGAUGCAUAUUCUAAAUGGAGUAUUGUUAUUAAUAGUAAAUCUAGGAGUAUUUAGAAGUGGAUGCUUAAUUUGGUAAUUGGUAAUUUUAAUUUCCAUCGUAAGGUUUGAUUUGUGUACCAUGGAUUUUGAGAAUUUGAUAAAUAUAAUUAUCGUACAUUUGUACUUGUACUAGUAUAAGAAAUAAGGACAUGUUCUAAUAAUAAAGCAGGAUUAAUUAUUUCAAAAGGGGCCAAAAUUCCCCAUUAA